Corythoichthys intestinalis (scribbled pipefish) is the source of this 2250-nucleotide messenger RNA. RefSeq names its product alkB homolog 4, lysine demthylase (gene alkbh4). The coding region runs from base 1069 to 1638 and encodes 189 amino acids. Gene Ontology annotation, molecular function: demethylase activity; actin binding; oxidoreductase activity. The transcript has 3 exons. Lineage: Eukaryota; Metazoa; Chordata; Actinopteri; Syngnathiformes; Syngnathidae. Gene Ontology annotation, cellular component: midbody; contractile ring. The record is from RefSeq and is a predicted model, not a curated record. Gene Ontology annotation, biological process: actomyosin structure organization; protein demethylation.
ACCAUAUACAACAAUUUAGCAAAGCGCAGAUGACGAGAAAUUAGUCUUUUAAUCUGCCGGUUAGCCACGCCUACAAUUAUAGGGCUUUAGCGUCCCCAACAGGUGGAUGACGUCAGCGGUAGACUAGGCUCAUCCGUUUUACUAUUCAGCCCAUUGAGGGGGAAUUGUUCAGAACGAGGAAAACGAGACGAAGAGAGCUGCAAAAUGUCAUUGUUUCAGUCUCUCUACUCCCAAUAUUUUUACAGGAUAUUCUUUUUAUCCAAGUAUUUUCCCCAAAAGCUAUAUAAAUGGCUUGAGAAGGACCAGUCAGCCCGUCGAGGGGGAACUAUUCACAAUGAGGAAAACGAGACGAAGAGAGCGGCAAAAUGUCAUUGUUUCUGUCUCUUUACUUCAAUAUUUUUACAGGAUAUUCUUUUUACCCAAGUACUUUCCCCAAUUGCUAAAUAAAUGGCAUGGUCAUGACAAAUAACUUGUGCUAAAUGGAAUAUAAAAUAAUAAAAAUCCAUUUAUUCAAGACGACAUGGCAAAAUUACUCCAUAAUGGUCAAAACAGUCGACUUUACCUUUACUGUCACACCUGCCGAACGAUAUUUUAUGACACCUAAAUCGGACAUAUGUCAUUUCCCUUCCCCGGCUUCGGAGAAUGUAAACAGACCAGAAGGAGUGACAGCUAGCCGACAUGCUAACCCGAACCGAGGGAUGUUUCAAAGUCUUCGAAGUGGAAAAUCACACAUAACUAGCCUGGAUUAUUUGACAUGACGACCCGGUUGUCGAGUUUCUUUGCGGAUCGGCAAACCGCCCGGCGGAGAGCAAUUUACAGUUCGUUCCCUGGAGGAGGGUGGCUGGAAUUGUUGUGUAGCUAACGUGCUAACAGCUAACUGCUAAUGAGCGUGAGGAUAGCUUUUUACAUGCCUAUCAAUGAUCAAACAUUGUGCAUCAUUUCGCCUACGACCCCAAGAGAAAAAUUGCCUUUUGCAAAGAUGGUGAGCCGGUGUCGUUCUCCUUCCCUGGAGUGUUCCUGUGGGAAGACUUUUUGUCUGAGGAGGAGGAGAAGGAACUCAUAAGCAGCAUGGACCAGGACGUCUGGAACCUGUCCCAGUCAGGUCGAAAGAAACAGGACUUCGGGCCAAAAGUGAACUUCAAGAAAAGGAAAGUGCGUCUUGCAGGUUUCAGCGGACUUCCUGCUUUGAGUAAAAAACUAGUGCUGCGAAUGCAACAAGUAGAAAGUCUGGCAAGCUUCCAGCCUGUGGAGCAAUGCAAUCUUGACUACAAUCCUCAACGAGGCUCCGCCAUUGACCCUCACUUGGAUGACUCCUGGCUGUGGGGGGAGCGCCUCGUAACCGUCAACAUGCUGUCUGCCACCACGCUCAACAUGUCACUUGAGCGGGGUCUCCCCCAGCUCGGACUCUCGGGGGAAGUGAACGUCGCUGUGCCGCUGCCGCGCAGGUCUUUAGUGGUAUUGUACGGGGAGGCGCGGCAUCGGUGGAAACAUGGCAUUCUCCGGAAGGACAUUCAGGAGCGUAGAGUUUGUACCACGUACAGGGAACUGUCAGCAGAGUUCCUCCCCGGUGGACAGAGAGCUGAGCUGGGAGCUCAGCUACUAAAUAUUGCCGGGAGCUUCAAUGGAACCCCUAUUUAGACCCUCCAGAUCAUUUUGUGUGUCCCUGCUUUGUACAAACAUUUGCUUUUUAACUAAACAAUUGAUGUCUUUUUUUUGACAAAGUAACCCAAAAAAUAGAGUUUGGCUAAUUAAACUCAAUUUGUAAAUCUCCAUUCAAACAAUUGAGUUCGUAGUUGAGUUUGAGUGCCAUUAACAAUAAUAGGUGUUCAAACAUGUGACUUUUAUCAUUCUGAACUGGGAGGGUUGGCAGCGAAUUCAUUCAUUUGCCUUCCCUCCAAGUUCAAAUGGAUUGGAUGUCUAUCCCUGUCAAUGGUAGCCACUGAGGUAAGAAUUUGCUCACCUUUUUUUUUUUUUUUUUUUUAAAUCUCAAAAUGUCAUAAUUCCAUUAAGUAAUUGUAUUUUAAACAUUUGUCUGCAAUAAAUACAAAACCAAUGAAGGUUAGGUUAACUGAGCGUACCUUGACCAUUGGUGAACAGCGAGGUCGCUCUCGUGUUACACGAAUAAAUAGUUGCAAACUUGCAAUUAAAAAUGAUACAAUAUACUGUACAAUAUCUGGUGAUGGCGAAAGCAAUAUCCUGUGAUUCAUACAAAAAAUGGACACAUGAUGGCAGUAAAGGCAAAGAGGAACG